Brachypodium distachyon (stiff brome) is the source of this 2683-nucleotide messenger RNA. RefSeq names its product NADP-specific glutamate dehydrogenase. The transcript is spliced from 15 exons. NCBI's taxonomy places the organism in Eukaryota, Viridiplantae, Streptophyta, Magnoliopsida, Poales, Poaceae. Gene Ontology annotation, cellular component: cytosol. Gene Ontology annotation, molecular function: L-glutamate dehydrogenase (NADP+) activity. The record is from RefSeq and is a predicted model, not a curated record. The coding region runs from base 370 to 2298 and encodes 642 amino acids.
CUACCCCUCGUCCUCAGCGUUUGUCACUCGCGCUGCCUUGUCGGAAAACGCUAGCCCCUCGACCAAGCAGCGGCCACCGCGGCAGUUUCUCCUGGCCCUCGCCGACGACCACGGUCGUCGCCGAAGCGCCUCCCAAUCCCGCUCGCCGCGCGCCAGAUCGAAGCAUUCCUCGACCUCACAUCCCCCUUUAAUUUGGCAUUCCUCGACCAAGCAGCGCGGGCUCGACGGCGACCAAAUCCCCAAACCCUAAAGCCAAAUCCCCCUUUAAUUUGGCUGCUCCUAUCAGAGCUAGAUUUGCUCGGCGCUGGCUGCUUUGAGCGGCGAAUCGCAUCCUCGCCCGCUGGCCCGCAUGUCUCGACGCGCGUGCGCAUGAACUCGGCCAUGGACGAGAUCAACCUGCUGCGGCAGGCGCAGCGACCGCACCAUCACCUAACGGACAUCGACCUCGAGAUCGACCAGUGUGAAGAUCCAUCUUUCUCCGGCGGCGCACUCGUCGGCGUCUCCUCCCCUCACGACCCCGUCGUCCCUGCUGACGACCACAAGAGCUUCCUCAUCUCGUGCUCCCAGCCUGGCAUGGUGAACGGCCAACUGCAGCCGACGCCGCCGCAGGGGGAGGAACACGAGGGGAUGCUGAGGCUGCAGGGGCAUACAAAGAAGAAGAAGAAGGUGGUGAAGAAAUGGCGGGAGGAGUGGGCUGACACAUACAGGUGGGCGUACGUGGCCGUCCAUGACAACACCAGUAGAAUCUUCUGCACUGUCUGCAAGGAGUACGGCCGGAAGCAUCGCCGGAACCCUUACGGGAACGAGGGUAGCAGGAACAUGCAGAUGAGUGCGCUAGAGGAGCACAACAAUAGCUUGCUGCAUAAGGAGGCGCUCCGGCUGCAGUCGGCGUCCAAGGAGAAGGUGCAAACUCCUGAGAUAGAGAUGCCGAUGCCGAUCUACGUCAAAGCUUUGUCAAAGACAGCAGCUUCAAUACUUGAAUCUGUCUUAAAGAAGGACCCUCAUGAAGCUGAAUUCAUACAGUCUAUCCAGGAGGUGGUUCAUUCUAUAGAACCAGUUUUGGUGAAGAGCUCCCAAUAUGUUCAAAUAUUGGAACGUUUAUUAGAACCUGAGAGAUGCUUUAUCUUCAGAGUGCCAUGGCUUGAUGACAGAGGCGAAGCACAUGUAAAUCGAGGUUUCCGUGUGCAGUUCAGUCAGGCAUUAGGUCCAUGCAGAGGUGGUCUUCGUUUCCACCCUUCCAUGAACUUAAGCGUGGCAAAGUUUCUAGCUUUUGAGCAGACUUUCAAGAAUGCUCUGUCGCUAUAUAAACUUGGAGGUGCUGCUGGAGGGAGUGAUUUUGAUCCAAAGGGUAAAAGUGAAAGUGAGGUAAUGCGUUUUUGUCAAAGUUUCAUGGAUGAGCUGUAUAGAUAUUUGGGACCUGAUCAGGAUUUUCCCGCUGAAGAUGUUGGUGUUGGUCCUAGGGAAAUGGGUUUCCUUUUUGGGCAGUACAGACGCCUUUCUGGUUAUUUUCAGGGAAAUUUUACAGGGCCUAAAAUGGUCUGGUCUGGUUCUAGUAUCCGAACAGAAGCUACUGGAUAUGGGCUGGUAUUUUUUGCACGUGUUGUACUUGCUGAUAUGAACAAGGAGCUCAAAGGACUAAGAUGUGUGAUUAGUGGUUCCGGAAAGAUAGCAAUGCAUGUCUUGGAAAAGCUUCUGUCAUGUGAAGCUAUUCCUCUUACAGUCUCAGACUCAAAAGGGUAUCUGUUAGAUGGAGAUGGAUUUGAUUAUGUGAAAUAUUCAGUUCUAAGGAACAUUAAGGCUCAGCAAAAGAGCCUCAAGGAAUACUUGAAAACAUUUCCACGUGCGAAGUACAUUGAUGAUGCCAAGCCAUGGGGUGAGCAAUGUGAUGUUGCAUUCCCUUGUGCAUCACAAAAUGAGAUUGACCAAGGGGAGGCUCUUGCAAUAGUUAGCUCUGGUUGCCGUGUUCUUAUAGAAUGUUCAAAUAUGCCAUGCACUGCUCAAGCAGUUGAUAUCCUAAGGAAGGCAAAAGUCCAUGUUGCUCCAGCAAAGGCAACUGCUGCUGGUGGGGUAGCGGUCGGAGAACUUGAACUGAGCCCUGAAUUUAGUUCAAUGCAGUGGUCGUUGGAGGAUUUUGAGAACAAAAUACAGGAAGCGGUAAAACAGACAUAUGAGAGGUCCCUCAAAGCUGCUCUUGAUUAUGGAAUCAUGAAAGAGAACCCAGAGUCUUUGGUGCAUGGUGCAAACAUAUCUGCCUUCCUUAACAUUGCACAAGCCAUGACUGAUCAAGGCUGUGUGUAGUUAAGCGUUUGGUUCUGUCAAGAAGCAGAAUUAGGUACUCGAGGCAGCCAUGAUCUCUUGUUGGAAACUGUGGCCAUUUGACGUGAAGAAACAUAUAUAUUAUACGUAGCUUCACAGAUCAGUUUGUUUCUUGCCCUUGUAAAAGCUUACCCCCUACCAUUUACAAUAUAUACCAGGGCCUUCUGUUGUAGAUCACCGGUGUAUUUAUUUAUUAUUGUAGAAUAUACCAAGGCCAAUUGAAGAAGGAAAUAGAAGAAAUUAUUUCAUACUCAUAGACUUUUGUUAGACCGGAAGUAAUGUUGUAGUGAGGCUGUGUUUGGUAUUGCAGUGAAUUCUCGUAAUCCUGUUUGUCCUUAUUUAAUGGUUUGGGUAAGCCAUUUUUCUA